Diuraphis noxia (Russian wheat aphid) is the source of this 1742-nucleotide messenger RNA. Its product is annotated as G protein-coupled receptor Mth2-like. Gene Ontology annotation, biological process: G protein-coupled receptor signaling pathway; cell surface receptor signaling pathway. The record is from RefSeq and is a predicted model, not a curated record. Gene Ontology annotation, molecular function: G protein-coupled receptor activity. Gene Ontology annotation, cellular component: membrane. Lineage: Eukaryota; Metazoa; Arthropoda; Insecta; Hemiptera; Aphididae.
UGUGCGCACGCGAUGAAUGCCGUCCGAUCGUGUUUUGCCGCCACCGUCUUGUUGCUCGUUGUCGCGAUCGGCUGGUCGGCCGCCGACGCCGCGGUCUGUUGCAACAGUAGUUCAGUCGUUGGCGGCGGCGGUGUCGCCGUCGCGUCUUGUCGGAACGAAAACCGUACGUUCCACACGGUCGAGACAAUCGGCGGUGGCACGUGCGACGACAACCAGACGGCCGUGAUGGUCCGGAAAUGCUGUCCGCCGAACCGGCCGUACGAUCCGGAAGUGAGGUUCUGCGGACCGGCCGAGGCGGACGGUGACGAGUACCAGCGGUGGAUGAUGCAGCGACUGCGUGAUGGGUUCCCGGCGGUGGCCAAUGUGGCGAUGGUGGGUUACAAUUAUGAGGCGCCAAAGUGCGAAUCCGCGAACGUGCUAGUGGACGUGUCCGCCGCGGAGGUGCGUGAACUGAUGGAGGUGGCGGACCCAUCGGCCGUCGAGUUGCCGCCCGGCUACUGCUUCGAUCUGACGCCAUCUAAUGAGCUGGUGGCCCGGACGUGCCGGCCACGCGACCAGUACUGUGGCCGAGGCCGUUACACGUGCGUCAACAAGUGUUGCAAGGGYGACCGRAUAAUCGUCGCCGAUAUGGGGUGCAAGAAGGGCGAGACACCGUUCACGUUGUCCGCCUAUGAAACGGACGCGGAAGGCCGUCCGGUGGACCAGUCGAACAGCACGGUGCUGCCAUACUACGUCCGGCUCGGGUGUUACAAGAGGGAAAUAGUGGAGGGCRGGUUCGCAUUGACCACGAACGGAAGCCUUUACCGUAUCAGCAACGGCCAGCUCGUACCGGAUACCGGGUACUGCGUGGAGUAUUAUGCCGCGGCCGGGCCRCCUGUGCCMGCUAGCUUGCAGGCAUUUGUGUGUAUAUCGGACGUCCAACCACCGACCACGGCCGUGGACACACGUGGUAGCUGGAAGUACUUCGUCACCUUGGCUGGUUUUGUGCCGUCUGUCCUGUGCCUGGCGCUCACACUGCUCGUGUACUCCACGCUGUCCAGCCUCCGGAACGUCCACGGCUAUUACGUAAUGUGCUACGUGGCCUGCCUGCUCUUGUCUUUCGUCUGCCUAAUGACACUCCAGUGGACGCAGGACGCUAUCAAUGGCCAGCCGUGCAUUCUAUUUGACCAUACUAAUUAUGGAACUUUAAUUUUCUUCAUACUACCCGUAUCUGUUUUGCUGACCGCCAAUUUACUUUUGUUCGUGCUAACUGCUAUUCAUUGUUCAAGAAUCAAAUCUGAACUCAAUAAAUUCAAACGAACCGAUUCAAAAACACAAAGGUUUCUUAUUGACAAAGAGAAAUUUGUUAUGAGCAUUAAACUAUUUCUGGUUAUGGGAAUCCCGUGGUCAUUUGAGAUACUAUCAAAAUACUUACAAAAUGAUUGGAUCAUAUGGGACAUUUUAGAUGAAAUUAACGCACUACAAGGCGUGAUGAUAUUUAUUAUAUUUGUGGCCAAGCGCAAAGUCAUUAUGAGCUUACGGAAAAAGUUUAGAGGUUCAAUGGAUCACAGUGAGUCGACAAAAAUGAACACUAUCUCUGGGUCGUCACAAAGCGGCAGUGCUCAUAAAAGUUAUAAUGAUUUCUGAAUGCAUUAUAAUUUCUUAUUUAGUAUUAACAUUCUAAGUCCUAAAAAAUCGUUAUUUUUGUGCCUUUAAAUAUUUCAUUUUUAUUUUUUUGUGUUURUUAUAAAAAUAAAAAAAUA